Acaulospora colombiana is the source of this 359-nucleotide messenger RNA. Lineage: Eukaryota; Fungi; Glomeromycota; Glomeromycetes; Diversisporales; Acaulosporaceae. The record is from the annotation of a GenBank genome assembly.
CAGUCGCUUUAUCUGCACUUGCAAAAGAAGAGAGCACCAGACAAAAAAUUACGCUUUUGAGCAAAGCGGACAGUCGUAGUAGUUGCAUGGUCGAGGUGGAAGCCGGCCAGCCACUGGGCCGUUGUGCCCUGAUUGCUGACGACUCCAUGGAGACCCAGAAUUGUCAGGCCAAAGAUUGUCUGAGCAAAAAUAAAUCUUCUCCCGAUAAAUGUGACGCUCAACUCUUCGCGCUGUACGAAUGCUGCGAGAAGUUGUAUCAGGCCCAGGCAGCCGGUAAACCGAUCGACAAUACAAACUGUGCCCAAGAAACCGUGGUGAAGAGAUGGUUAAAGCAACAUAGGAAGAGCAGCACUCCUUAA